AACAAACUCUCUCUCCUCUCUGUUUCUCUCUCUAGGAGAGAACGCCGGAAUCGAGCGGUCUCCGGCGGAGCCUCGCCGGAAUUCUGCACCUGCGGUCGUUUCCCCAUUCGUCUGUACGAAGGAUCCGUUGGCACGCCGCCGUAUCGUUGGGGGAGGGGGAAUUUGAGAAACUUUUUUUUGACGCCGAUUCACUUUUUUUCCUCGUCGUGGUGGAUUUGUUUUUUUUUGGGGAAUUAAAUAUUCUCUGAUGGUUGUGAUUGGAUAGAAGGAAACAAAAAAGCAAAGGAGGAAGAUAAAAGAGAAGGCAAAAUUAUUCUGUUCUCUCUCCUUCUCUCUCUACAUCUACGGUGCUGCAUUUUCCUUCUGGUUUCCGAUGCCGUGAGGGAGGUUUGUGAGAUCCGUUCAUUAGUUGUCGAAGCUGUUUGCUAAAAAGCUGGUUCGGCUUUGUUUUGGAGGAAUUCAGAGAGAAGAAGCAGAACCUGAAUUGGGUUUGUUCAGAAUUAGGUAUUGGCUUUGAUGCUGGUGCUCGUCCUUCAAUUCCAGGGAAGGGCUAUGUUCGGUGGAUGCAACUAGUGAGUCAUAGUGUUUGAGCCAGGUAUAAUCUUUUGAACUUUCCGUGGCCUGCAUGAUGCCGUCGGAUAUGAUGGAUCACCACUUUCAUGAAGAAGUUCGUCACAUGUCAGAGAGACAAUUUGGUUUCAGGAAAACAAAUCUGAUGCUUGAUAACAAAGGCGGUGGGGAUAGACCUCCCAAUUUAUCAAGGAGUCCGUGGACUUCUGAAAAUUACCAGUUGAAGCCACAAUCAAGCAUGUCUCUGGGGUUGCCAUCUGUUAACCCUAAUGGGAAAACAACUACUAUUGAUACCGAGUGGGAAAGCAGUCUCUUCUCCAGCUCACUAUCUGAAUUAUUUAGUAGAAAACUACGGCUACAGAGGAGUGAUAUGCUAGCGUCUCAGCCUGUUAAUACAGCUGCUUCCCAUCGCGAGAUCGAUGAGCCUUUUGAGUCACUUGAAGAGAUUGAGGCGCAAACUAUCGGAAGUCUUCUUCCAGACGAGGAUGAUCUCUUCGCAGAAGUGGUUGGUGAGAUUGGACGUAAAUCUCAAGCCAAUAAUGGAGAUGAUUUGGAUGAUUUUGACCUGUUCAGCAGUGUCGGUGGCCUGGAACUAGAUGGAGAUGUUCGUUCUUCUGGGGUCCAAAUAAAUUUUGACGUUAUGAAAGUUCCAAACGGUGAUUUUGGCGGCAAUGUGUCUAUUAUUGGUGAACAUCCUCAGGGAGAAAUUCCAUCCAGGACACUUUUUGUCAGAAAUAUCAACAGCAAUGUUGAAGAUUAUGACCUGAAGGCCCUUUUUGAGCAAUACGGAGACAUCCGUGCUCUUUAUACAGCCUGCAAAAAUCGUGGAUUCAUCAUGAUAUCUUACUACGAUAUAAGGGCUGCCCAGAACGCGAUGAGAGCACUUCAGGAUAAGCUGUUGUGGCGGAGGAAGCUUGACAUUCAUUUUUCCAUCCCCAAGGAAAAUCUAUCAGAAGAGGACAUAAAUCAAGGAGCGUUGUUGGUUAAUAAUCUCGAUACCUCCAUUUCAAGAGAAGAGCUUCAACGUAUAUUCGUUUCAUAUGGAGAAAUAAAAGAGAUUCGUAAAACCACACACGAGAAUCAGCAGAUAUACAUAGAAUUCUACGAUAUUCGAGCUGCCAAGGCUGCCCUUCGUGGACUUAAUGGAAGUGAAAUAGCUGGGAAGUGGUUGAAAGUUGCACCAGCCCAAGCAGAGGGUACGCGUAAUAUAUCAUCAACGCACAUCGGGAGAAACUUCCCAGGAAUAAUAGCUUCUAGUUCCAUUGAUGGUGGAUCAAUGCGUAGUCUGCACUGUUCUAUCAGGUCACCGGUGCACUCCCUCGCUGAACGUCAUCAGAGUCUCAAUAUUCCUAUUGCCUGGCCAUCUUCUGCAAGUGUAAUUUCUGCAAGCAAGCCAAUUGGUCUUCAGGAGCCCAACCACCCUUUUGAUAAUUUGACAACGGGGAUCCAAAGCAUGCCAAAUCUAUAUCCCCAUUCUUUACCGGAGUAUCAUGACAACUUUGUGGGUGGUAGUCCAUAUAAUUCGAAAACUUAUUCGGAAAUGGUUAGUGAUGGCGCAAAACCAAAUGAUGGUUUUAUGACUAACAAAGUUCGUGGGGCUGUUGCAGAUGGGUUUAAUGCAGGGGUCAUAGGAUCUCCCAUGAGUGAAAGUGCUCAUCGUGCAAACCAUGUUGUAUGGAGCAACACUCAUCAACCGAGUUUGACAAGUGGUAUGAUGUGGCCCAACUCACCAUCACACGUCAAUAGCAUUCCUCAGCGCAUCCCAACUGCUGCCUCAUUUUCUAGAGCACCUUCUCUAAUGGUGAACAUGUCGUCGUCCCCUGUUCAACACCACAUUGGAUCUGCACCAGUAAUGAAUUCACCUUUCUGGGAUAGAAGACAGCCCUUUGUGGCAGAAUCUCCAGAAUCGUCUGGCUUUCACUUGGGUUCUCACAGGAGCAUGGGAUUCCCUGGCUCUUCUCCAUCACAUCCAAUGGAAAUUGCUUCUCAAAAGAUUUUUGCUCACGUUGUUGGGAAUCGUAUUGAUUUAAAUGCGGCAAAUGCUGUGAUGCGAUCUCCUCAGCAAAUGCCUAACCUCUUUCCCGGAAGGAACCCAAUGGUUUCGAUGCCGGGUUCAUUUGAUUCUCCAACUGAGCGAUACAGAACCCUCUCUCACCGUAGAAGUGACCCUGGUUCUACUAAUGCUGACAAGAAACAAUAUGAGCUUGACAUUGAUCGCAUCUUGCAUGGGGAGGACAGCAGAACAACAUUGAUGAUAAAAAACAUUCCUAACAAGUAUACCUCAAAGAUGCUUCUAGCUGCAAUUGAUGAGUAUUGCAAAGGAACCUAUGAUUUUCUUUAUUUACCAAUUGACUUCAAGAACAAAUGCAAUGUGGGUUAUGCUUUCAUCAACCUAAUUGAUCCUAAAAAGAUAAUUCCAUUUCAUAAGGCAUUCGACGGUAAGAAAUGGGAAAAGUUCAACAGUGAAAAGGUGGCAUAUCUUGCAUAUGCUCGGAUUCAGGGAAAAACAGCUCUUGUAUCUCAUUUCCAGAAUUCAAGUCUGAUGAAUGAAGACAAACGUUGCCGCCCUAUUCUCUUCCACACCGAUGGCCCAAAUGCUGGUGAUCAGGAGCCAUUUCCAAUGGGUACCAGCAUCCGUUCAAGGCCAGGCAAGCCUCGAAUGGGCAGCAUUGACAGCAGCUAUAGCAACAACCAUAGCAGCUCUUCUGUUCUGGAAAACAGAGAAGAACCUCCAAAUGGAACCGACUCUUCCUGUAUGGAGAAACUAACCGACGGGCAACCAAAUCCAAUCCAUCCAGUAGACUAACCUUUAGACGUACUGUGUGAGAGGUAAAAGAGAAAAAAAAAGGUAAAAACUUUACCACUACAUAUAUAUAAUCAGGGGGGGGGUUCACCUGACUAAUCAUUUUGCAGUAGAGGAGGACAAAAGUUUUGGGAGAAUCAUAAAACCCGUGGAGCGGAGCCCUUCCCCGCUUCACAAAUUUUGGUUGUAUCAUCAUCUGGCGUCGUUAGGGACGGGUAUUUGUUUAUUUUCGGCUGCAGUCCAAGGUCGGGUACCAAGUUUUUUAGAACAUGGACUGCAGAAAUACCCUGGCUCUGGUGAAAUUUUGUUGGUUUAUCCAUUCCAUACCACAUCAAUGGCUGUGACUAAAAAGACAUUGUUGCAGAUAGGUCCCAGAGAAAUCUGGGUUUUUUUUUUGUGCGUGUUGAUGAGUCUAAGGACGUAACUUAGUGAUGGGCAAAUCGCAGGUCGAGGAGUUGUCGUGUGGGGAUUCUUUUGUUUUGGUUUUGAAUUGUUUAUAGGAGGAACUUCUUCAUCGGCGCUUGUUGCCAUUUGCUUGUUACUCUCUCUGGUUAUUAUUGGAGUUCUGGCUGUCGUUUUUUCUCG
This is a messenger RNA of Tarenaya hassleriana, 3958 nucleotides long. Its product is annotated as protein MEI2-like 1. Gene Ontology annotation, molecular function: RNA binding. The coding region runs from base 626 to 3376 and encodes 916 amino acids. The transcript is spliced from 13 exons. The record is from RefSeq and is a predicted model, not a curated record. Lineage: Eukaryota; Viridiplantae; Streptophyta; Magnoliopsida; Brassicales; Cleomaceae.